CAAACACAGUAUAACUUCAGUCCUCUUAGACUUAUCUGACGAGAUGCUCGUUGCGAUAAUUGCGAGAGUUGCUAUUUUAUUAGCAAUAUUAUAUAACUGUGAUGCGUUCAAAGUGUUGCUGGUGUUCCCUGUGCCCGGGAAGAGUCACUCCAUCUUGGGGGAGGGUGUUGUAAGACAUUUGUUAGCGGCUGGACAUGAGGUCACCUACUUAACUCCGAUACUUAUUAAGAAUCCGCCAGCCAGACUUCGACAGAUAGAUUUAUUUGAAAAUUUCAAGUAUUUGUCAGAAGAUAUUUUCGACGUGAACAGGUUCAUGAAUAAGGAAUUGAAUAUGCAAGAUGAACUUAAAUACAUGGUUAUAUUUGACAAUUUGCUGAAUAACACAUUACGAGUAGAUUUUGUCCAAAAAUUUAUGAAAGAUAGAAGUGUUAAGUUUGAUGUUGUAAUAGUGGAUUGGGCUUAUACGGAGUUAGGAGUUGGAUUUUCAUCAGUAUUCAAUUGUCCUCUGAUAUGGCUUUCGUCUAUGGAUGUCCAUACGACCGUGUUGGCACUCAUAGAUGACUAUUUAAAUCCGGCUUACGCUCGACAUCAUAUGAGUACAGAAUAUUCUUCCAGUUUUUUGAACAGGGUGAAGGAACUUUGGACUAUAUCGAGAACAUGGUUAUAUCAUUGGUGGCAUCUUGACGAAAAAGAAAGAAUGUUUCGAGAGAUAUACGGACCGGCUGCCAAAGAAAGAGGUAUAAAAUUACCACCUUUCAACGACGUUCGCUACAAUGCAUCCCUCAUGCUUGGCAAUUCACAUAUAGUGGUUGGAGAAGCAAUUGCACUGCCGCAGAAUUACUGGCACGUCGGAGGAUACCACAUCAAAAAAACUGUUGAACCAUUGCCAAAGGAUUUACAAAAAAUCAUGGAUACAGCCAAAGAUGGUGUAAUAUACUUUAGCCUGGGCAGUUUGCUGAAAGGCAGAAAAAUACCGAGUGCAGUUAAAAAGCGAUUCCUAAACAUUUUUAGUGAGUUAAAACAGGAAAUUAUCUGGAAGUUUGAUGAACAAAUGACUGAUUUGCCUAAAAAUGUGCAUAUCGUUACAUGGGCUCCACAACAAAGUAUUUUAGCACAUCCUAAUUGCAUACUUUUUAUAACACACGGUGGUCUUCUAUCAACGUUAGAGACCAUAAAAUAUGGCGUGCCAAUUAUCGGUAUACCAUUCUUUGCCGACCAAUUCCUUAAUGUCAACAAAGUUGUCGCUAAAGGAUUCGGCAGGCGUGUAGAUAUAAGUGAAAACACUCCGGAAGAAUUAAGAUUUGCUAUAAGGGAAGUAUUAGGAAAUGCCAGCUACCGCACUCGUGUGAAGGAACUGUCAUCUCUGUUCAAUGCUGAUUCAGAUCCAGGACAGCGGUUGGUUCAGGGCGUGGAGUUAGUGGUCAGGACGAACGGAGCACCACAUCUUCGCUCCGUUGCACUACGCGUGCCGUUCUACCAAAAACUGUACUUGGAUGUUUUACUAUUAGUUAUUGGAAUCGUUUUUGGAGUUAUUAUAUUAAUAUCGUAUGCUUGUAAAUAUUUGCGCACUUUCAUAUCUAGGUCUUAUCAGGCUAAGAAGAAAUUAAACUAAAUGCGUUAUUUAUCUUCUGUUACACAAAGAUAUGUUAUUGCAAGAAAUCUAAAAUUUCUUAUCUUCUAAUAAAUGUCAUAUUAUUGUUUAAGAAACAAUA
Messenger RNA from Danaus plexippus (monarch butterfly), 1712 nucleotides. RefSeq names its product UDP-glucosyltransferase 2-like. Gene Ontology annotation, molecular function: UDP-glycosyltransferase activity. Bases 44 to 1612 code for a protein of 522 amino acids. NCBI's taxonomy places the organism in Eukaryota, Metazoa, Arthropoda, Insecta, Lepidoptera, Nymphalidae. The record is from RefSeq and is a predicted model, not a curated record. The transcript is spliced from 8 exons.